UUAAAGCAGCAACCUUCUGAACACCUAAGAAAUAGUGAAGUUACACUUAUUGAGAGUGAAGAUAUUUCUGUUGUAGACGAGAAAACAGAAAUACUAGCGGAGGUAACGAAAAAAGUGUUAAUGAUUCUGUACCUUUGUCAGUCCAAAGAAGGGAACUUAUCGCAGAGUUUUCUGGUAUUGUAUCUGAACUGACCUCAAAUGACUUGGAAACUGCUAAAAAAAUGUUAUCAUCACUAAAGGCAACUGUAGCUGUCGGAAUGUUGCAGCAAAAACAGCCACUGCUGCAAAUAGAAAGGAAACAAGCACAAAAGAUUUUACCUCAACGUAGACUGUACUCUACAAAGAAAAACAAAAGGGGUAAUAAUGCAUCCCUGGUGCUACCAAAUUCAGAAGAAUCCAGUUUGAUCAAAUUAUCUCUACUGGCAGACAAAGAAGAUGCACUUGUGGAAAAAGGUUCAGCUGUUCAAAAGCAACCAACAAUAAAAAAUACAGAGGGUGUAGCAGGUCCAUUCCCCAUUACAGCAUGUGCCCUACAGCACAGCCCGACGAAUCGCUCAACUCCCAUGAUUCAGCCAAUAGCAAAACAGGCUGAGGUGGUAUCUAGUCUGUCUCUCGCUACAUCGCAUGUGCUGAAACACAGCCCGAGGAAUAGCUCAACUUCAAUUCAACCAAUACCAAAACAGGCUGUGGUGGUACCACAUCCAUCCAUCCAUCCAUCCAUCGGUACAGUGCGUAUGUUGCUACACAGCUCAACAAAUGGUGCUGUUCUCCCACAUUUAAACCAGUGACAGGGCAGGAUAAGAUGGUAUCAGUGCCUUCCCUUACUACAGCGCAUGUUCUGCAACACGGCUAUGGAAUGCAACCUGUGAUGCCAGGAAACUCACAGAUAAACUAAAUCAUGUGCCAGAUGUCUAGCACCAUUGUGUUUGGAAGUUCCAUUGUUCUGUGUGCAAACAGUUUUGGAAGUUUGGAUGAAUCAAGUUUCUGAAACUGACUGGAAAGAAACUUAAUUUUCAAAAACUAAGAUUUUAUUGCAAUUCAUGAUACUGAGAAAUAUUUUUAUAAUUGCUGUACAUUCAGCUAAAAGUUACAGUAACAUUUUCUUGUAA
Messenger RNA from Schistocerca nitens (vagrant locust), 1109 nucleotides. RefSeq lists its product as uncharacterized. The coding region runs from base 222 to 788 and encodes 188 amino acids. The record is from RefSeq and is a predicted model, not a curated record. Lineage: Eukaryota; Metazoa; Arthropoda; Insecta; Orthoptera; Acrididae. The transcript has 6 exons.